AUGGCAGACGGCACCACACAAUCCCAGGGCUUUCCUCACGCCGCCAGUGAGAGACUCAACAUCAUCAUCGCAGGCGCAUCCUUGGGUGGCCUCGCGACAGCUCUUGCUCUAAAACGUCUUCCAGCACCACAUGCACACACCAUCACCCUUCUCGAACGGAAUCCGACCGCCCUCCUCCACAAUCAAGGCGCGGGCAUCGUCGCCGGUGAGCACUUGUCCUGUGGUGAUACCCUGGCAUUCUUCAAGCGCUACGACAAGUGCAAGCGCGACUUGGCUGUUACCUCGACUCGAAGGCAAUACCUGAGCAAGCAUGGUGAGGUCAUACACAAGGAAGACAUGCAGCAGAACAUGACCAGCUGGGAUCUUGCAUACUAUAUGCUCAGGGCUAACGUUGAUGGAAUCGAGAGCAAGUAUUGCGCCGCGCCGCGCGACCAAGACAGUGGUUGCAAGGUUGCACAUCUCCAUGGACACAAGGUGGUUGAACUGCAAGACAAGGGAAACAAAGUGGUUGUAAAGUACGAGACAAGCGAAGGAGGUACGGGCGACAUGGAAGCUGACCUGGUCAUUGGCGCUGAUGGACCGAGUUCUACCAUCCGCUCCCUCCUCACUACCGGCGUCGAGCGCACGUACGCGGGCUAUGUCGCUCUUCGCGGGACCGUUCCUGAAAACUCAGUCAGCCCCCAAACACUGGAAGCUUUCAGGCAACGCUUUACCUUCUUCCAUACAAAAGGGAUCCAGAUCCUGGCAUACUUGAUACCUGGCGAGAACGGUACCCUCGAGCCGGGCAAGCGCCUCAUCAAUUUCGUCUACUACACUAAUGUUCCGUCACCUUCUCUAAGUGAUCCUUCUCCCGACUUCCGUGAGUUGAUGACAGAUGUGGACGGCCAGUAUCAUCGCAUCACCAUGCCACCUGGCAAAAUGGACCCGCAAGCAUGGGAGAAACAACGCGAGAUUGCAAGUGAGCGUCUGCCUCCUCAGUUCGCUGAGAUAGUCAGAGCGACUGAGAAGCCAUUUGUACAAGCAGUUACCGACGUUGUUGCUCCGACAAAUGAGUUCAUGGACGGUCGUGUCAUCCUCAUCGGCGAUGCUCUGGCUGGCUUCCGACCGCACACUGUUGCAAGUACUAGCCAAGCGUGCUUCGAUGCCAUGAUCCUGGCAGACAUGAUCGAGGGCACAGUGAGCCGGAGUACGUGGAAGAAGGAGACACUAGGAUAUGCGAGAACACUGCAGAAGAGAGGUGUUGAUAUGGGAGAGCGCAGUCAGCAUCAAGACCUGCCGUUGGAGGAGCAUAUCCACGAUCGGAACUUGGCAAGCAAACCAAGAGUGGAAGAGGUAUGGCCAGAGUGGGCAGUCGAGGGUCUAUAA
Messenger RNA from Alternaria burnsii, 1365 nucleotides. Its product is annotated as fad nad-binding domain-containing protein. Lineage: Eukaryota; Fungi; Ascomycota; Dothideomycetes; Pleosporales; Pleosporaceae. The coding region runs from base 1 to 1365 and encodes 454 amino acids. The record is from RefSeq and is a predicted model, not a curated record. The transcript has 3 exons.